This is a messenger RNA of Polyodon spathula (Mississippi paddlefish), 1012 nucleotides long. RefSeq names its product phosphatidylinositol 4-phosphate 5-kinase type-1 gamma-like. NCBI's taxonomy places the organism in Eukaryota, Metazoa, Chordata, Actinopteri, Acipenseriformes, Polyodontidae. The record is from RefSeq and is a predicted model, not a curated record. The transcript has 5 exons. The coding region runs from base 262 to 789 and encodes 175 amino acids.
UUAACGAGGUCGGAGCGGAGACGCAAACAGAGGCAGCCGGUUUGCUGGCUCUGCUCUUGACUGUAUAAUAAAUAAGACAAGCAAUAGCAGCUGAGCGGCUUGCAUGCCAGUCCGUUUGUAAUCCUCAUCAUUCAUCGCAUAGCCGCCAACAAAUAAUAAUAAUAUAAAUAGCAAGUCAUUUAUUUAUCUAUUUUUGGAGGACAUCGUGUUGUUGUAUUUCUACGGGGGUCGGUCGCCCUCUUCCUAAUCUCGGGAUCCCGAAUGGAAGCGGCGGCGGCGGAGGGAUCGGCGAGCCCGGCCGAGGCCGGGGAAGCGAGCCCCUCAGCCGGGGCAGUGGCGUUUGAUGACACGGAAACCGUUAUCUUUGCGAUGGAUACCUGGGAGACAGACGCUGCUGGUAAAAAGGCAUUCAUUACCGAGAUGUCAUCCUCUUCAGGCCAGCUGGGGUCCGCCCCCGGAAAAAAGAUCGGCCAUCGCGGAGUUGACGCGUCGGGGGAGACCACCUACAAAAAGACCACCUCUUCUGCUCUUAAAGGAGCCAUUCAGCUGGGGAUUGGCUACACUGUGGGGAACCUCAGCUCCAAACCAGAGAGAGAUGUGCUCAUGCAGGACUUCUAUGUUGUCGAAAGCAUUUUCUUUCCCAGUGAAGGCAGCAAUCUGACGCCAGCGCAUCACUUCCCAGACUUCCGCUUCAAGACCUACGCUCCCGUCGCCUUCCGCUACUUCAGAGAGCUGUUCGGGAUCCGGCCCGACGACUAUCUGGUAACUGGACUCGUCGCCCGUCCGUGAAGCGUGCAGUGAAUGCAGCGCGUGGGUGUACACUGGAUAGAAAAACAAAACAAACAAAAAAAUUCUCAUUGGGCUCAUUUGGCAGGAGAAAUACUUACUAAGACUGGUUUUAAAUUGAUAUGUUCUAAAAUAUCUUUUGUGUUUUUAUAAAUAAUACACACUGCCAUACAUUGAUCUUAAUUGAUCCUAUUUGUUACUUAACAGGGUUUGAAGAAAGACUCCC